This is a messenger RNA of Saccharomycodes ludwigii, 213 nucleotides long. RefSeq lists its product as uncharacterized. Lineage: Eukaryota; Fungi; Ascomycota; Saccharomycetes; Saccharomycodales; Saccharomycodaceae. The coding region runs from base 1 to 213 and encodes 70 amino acids. The transcript has a single exon. Gene Ontology annotation, cellular component: endoplasmic reticulum membrane. The record is from RefSeq and is a predicted model, not a curated record. Gene Ontology annotation, molecular function: enzyme regulator activity.
AUGAACACCAAAAUACUUAUUAUAACGGCGUUUUUUACAUACUAUUUAGUAUGGCUAUUCUUACCUAUUUUUGAUUUAAAGUCUUAUCAUUUGGUAAAUAGCUUGUUUCCAAUUCCAAGUAUUUACGCCGUUUAUCUGCCAAUUGCUAUAGUACUAGGCGGGUCACUUAUAGUAGUAACGUUUUUAGGUUAUUUAUUAAUUACUCAAAGUUAG